Molecule: messenger RNA, 4658 nt
Organism: Dermacentor andersoni
Lineage: Eukaryota; Metazoa; Arthropoda; Arachnida; Ixodida; Ixodidae
Source: RefSeq, a predicted model, not a curated record
AGAAACCUAAGUGUCAGCAGCUGACGACGAAGGAACCGUUAGAAGGAGCGGAGUGAGUGUGCGGUUAAGUACCAGACGACAGUCUCCGCGUGCUCAGACAGUGGCUCCGCAUAAAUUACCACGCGGUGCUGUGUGUUGACGAUCCCUGAAGCUGUGUCGCUGACGCCUCCUGCGACCUCUGAAAAUUCCUCAAGCGACACGGAUGAACAACGUUCAACGUCGUUCUUACGCUGCAUGUCUUGAAAGAGCACGGACACCAACCGUGAAGCAGAGAGCGCCUCGCACAUCUGACUAGUAACCUGCACGAACCAUCUUGCAAGCGCCACAGCUACUUCAGCGAAACACCUCGAUCUGCUAAGACCCGCAAGUUCGGAAGGCGCAUUUUAAAAGUUCGCCGGAGCGCUGGUGCGAAUGCUCGCGCGUUAAAUGUACGCCAACUGAUUCGGCCUGACCGAAACCUGACAACGGUUUCGCAUCCGCCCAGCGGUCUGAAUCAUACGCACGCACUGCCCAUGAGACGAAGGUGCCGAUAGAGACACAAAAUACCCCACGUGACGCCGUAACCGGCGCUUCGGACGACGGACAACCGAUAGGCGUUAUCGAUAUGCCGUUCGAGUCGCUUCACCAGCCCGGCGGCGUCAGAAGAAAGCGGUUGCUCCAACGCCCAACGCUACGUCUCGGCCAACCGAGGGAAGCUAUGUCUACGGCAAAGACUAGGAGAACGAGGCCGGCAACGUCGCCUGCCUGCGACAUAACACCGCCGAGCUUCACGAGAUGGAACAGCGGCUACAGCAACUGGUUCGACCGAGCGCACACGGGCUCGCCAGAGAAAUCGCUCUCUUCCUUCGAGAUAGACGACGCUACAUUCCUGGAGUGCCUAGUCAACGACGUGGGCAGCCCCGACGACAGCCUUCGGCGACCAUUUCUAGCCAGGACGCCACCUAGGCCCGAAGUGGUGGUCUCUGCCGCCCUGACGUCAACGCCGGCCUCCCAAGGGUCCAAGAAGAAAGUGACGUUCGCCUCCUCCAACGCGGCGGCGAAGUCCAAGGCGAACUCGAUGCCAGACCUUCUGGAACCGCCGCCCGAAGCUUCGUGUGCGAAAGACUUGACCCAACCGGAGACCAAGCCGAGGGCCAGAAACUCGUUCGUGUUCGCGGCGUUUAGCAAAAUGCCGUUCUCUACGAAGCGCAGUAGUUCUUUUAUGGGAAUCGAGCCGUCGCCUGUCGACCAGCGAUGAACGUCAACCGCGUGACCGUCGAGUGCCUGCCUAUGUACAUAAUAUCAAAGUGUGCCCCGUGAGACUUCUUUAUCCGUGAACAACUUUCGUUAUAAGGCUUUACAAAUAAGCGGGACACAGGUUAUUUUUUUCUUCGUCUACCUUGCAGAACGUGGGGCAUAUUGAUUUGAAGAAAAGGUAUUACGAAGACGAAUGUUGCGAUUUGUUAUGAUGUUUGCAACGAUAUUGACACGUGAACACACAAUGUGAGGUGCUUGUCGGAAACUAUCUAGCUGUUUCUAUUUGAGUCAUGCUGUGCUCCUAAUUUGCUCUGAAUGCGAAGCAUUCUUUGCCUGUGAGGACCCUUAAAAAAUACGUGUGUACCAUGGUGGGUUUUGAACCAUGCAGAGUCCUCCAGCGUAACGCCUAUGUGUUCUACCUAUUAGGCCACAGACGCAUUCAGCGAGAAAAAUAGAAACCAUCGUAACAAUCCUUUCUUAAAUAUAUAACCAGCGCUUUGCGACUCUAUAUGUGACCUUUCACCGCCUUCGGUAUCGGCCCAGCAAAACAACACAAGCGAAGCGCACGCCUGCGAUAAGUUCGCGCGCAGCAGUGCGUGUCGCUAUCAUAUCUACUCAGUACUGCGAGGCACAUCCGUGUAAGAGUCCCACAAAAGGACAUCACUUGAACUAAACAAGAAAGCAACAUACAAACAAGCACAGAGUAGUAGCAAAGAGCAGAACAUGUAAGCAAGCAAAAGAGUAGUAAACUUCGCUUACUUUGGCAAUACGAUGGAUCCUGCACACUUGAAAAAAUUUCGCCAGCAGUGACACAGUAAUAUUGGAGAAGACAAACAAAGGCAAUAUGCAUGAGUUUUCAUUACACGCUUCCGCCUCUUCGUGCGUCUGCUUAAUGAAAGUAUAUUUUAGUUGAAAAUCUCCCCACCAUGUGCGUGUGAUCCAAGCGUGUGAGUUCGACAACAACGGCAAGGCGACGGCCCGACGGUUAACAAUGGAUUGAUCGACGACGAUUCUAUUUCGACGACGUGUCCUAUUCUGGCGAAGAAACACGACAACCUGUUCCAUUACGGCACGGACCGAUACCGAAAGUGGUACAAUGUCGCAUAGCGGAUUCGCACCCGCAAUAUAGCUGAUGGAGCUGGAAUUGUCGCUUUCCGUGUUUCUGCAUAGCGGGUUUAGCGUUCGCAGAGCAGUUUAAACCAGCCGAACUAACAGCUCCGAGCACUUUCAACCUUAGUAUAUCUGUCAACUUUUUAUCCCACUUCUUUCCCUUCCCCGCACUCCUGACCGAUUUUCAGGUGUCAGCCGCGACCUAGACAGUUACGGUGCGGUCAGCAGGCUUUCUUUUUCUCAAUCAACCAACCUCUCUCUCUUAUUCUCUCUCUCUCUCUCUCUCAAAGCGCUAGCUGCCGUAGGACAAGCAUAGAUAAACUAGCUAUGUUCAGAGUAACAAGCUCGGCGACGCUCUCUCUUUUAUAAGCAACUUGUUGCGACUUGACUCGCGUAAAGAAUAUUGGUAAGUAAUGGAAAGUAAUGCGUCUUUGACCUAACAGAAACUGGCAUGCCUGCAUGUGCUCUCGCUUUUCCAAGCAACUUGUUGCUAGACAACGCGACGCGCGCACCAAACGUUUCAGAGCGCCAGCUGGCACUAAAGAAGUAUGCCUUCGUCGGCGGCCUAAUUGGUUGAGCGUUGUUGCGCACUCCGGGGUAGCGUAUCGUACUGCUGCCGAGUUGUAGCGGCGCCUGUUUAUUGAAGCUUGACCGACGGUGAAAGAUGAUAAGAAAAUAAUGAAGUGAUGAAAAUUACAUUUCGGAGCCCCUUAAAUAGGCUCUCUAAAAUCGUGGGAGGAAUCUUGCUCCCGUCGACGUCACGUGACAGGCACAGAGUCGAUGGGCGUCCCGCCUCCGUAGGUACCAAGCCGCUGCAAGGAAAAGGGCGUCCCGCCUCCGGUUAUACCAAGCCUGCUGCAAGGAAAAGGGCGUCUCGCCUCCGGUUAUACCAAGCCUCAGGUCCGGGAAUUGUAGACGCUUGUCCUUCUCUUUUGCGCGUUGCUGGUUCGCGGAAGUUCCCCCGUAGAGCUUGACAGUUCGAGGAAAGGGUUCCUCUAAAGUCGCACGCCCACAACAGGGCCUGUAAACACUGCGGGGCUUCCGCCAGACCGGCAUACACUCGAGACAACCAUGGCGAAUUAGGAAGUCACACUUCGUUUUGAUGAGGCAUGGUGGGCGAGAGUCCUUUCUGCACGGGGUGCUAGACGCCAACCGUAACAGCAUCGGGAUUUCGUGCUGGCGAACCAUGACGCCCAGUAUCGGACAGGUGAUUUCUUUUCUCAUUUUCAUUGAAGGAAUUCGAGACGUGGCUAGUCCGAAACUGAUCACAAAGCGCUUGCUACGAGGUAAAUAAUACUUCGCAUUAAAAGUAACUUGUCCAUGACUACGCCCGAGGUGCCACAUCAUAAGGGCGAGUUAGACACGAGUACUGUUUUGUUGCGGUAGCAAUUAUAUGCACACUCCAGGCGCAUUUUUGCCGGCGUCGUCACCGUAGGCGCCCCCGUGAUGUUCCACAUAUAGUCCAAGGACGAUAACACUGUCGCCACGUGCCGUAUGAUGUACGUGGGAGUGAAAGCGUGCGAGGGUGAGCCAGCGAUCGCGGCUCAACCUCGUGACAGCGUUCUGACAGCGAAUGUCCGCGGUCAUCGUGUGUGAUGUGUGCAUGUCUGCCAGUGCGCGCUGACACUGUGCUCGUUAAUUUAGUUAGUAAGCGAGUGCUUACACGUUUAUACGGCCGAUAAAAUUACUAUCCAAGCUUGCUUAUUAUGGCUCUCUAUUAAUUUGCUAUCGCAAUUGAUGCUUCACCUUUCGAGCGAAAUUGCAACUAUUUUUGAUAGAGUCAUCAGUUUAGUUUACGAGAAACUGAUUUCGGAUAUCUACGUUCGCCGAGUCGACUUAAACAAUUGUGAAGCUGCUUGUUGCACUUUCACAGACGCUGGGGAAGGGCGGAAAGGGGCUGUCGCCAGUACGGCUUUCAUAUUCCAACGUAACCAUAAUCUCACCUAUAUAUUAUCACACCUGGGAGUCCUUUCCUAUAGCCAACUUUCAUAUCACCUGAAUAGCCAGCACUCGUUUUUAGAUGCAUUACACUCAUUAUGCAUACACAGCAGAUGCAACAAAAAAAAAAAAAGCCAUUACCAUUAUCACUAAGCGCAACACAACGUUGUAAUUAACGGUGACGACUGUUUAGUGAUUUCUUUCUUUCUGUGCUUAACAAAUUCAGUGCUCUCACAAGACGUGUAUUAAAAUAUUUUGAGUAAUGAAUGGAUGGAUGGAUGGAUGGUGAGGACUGUUUAGUGAUCUCUUUCUUCCUGUGCUUAACAAAUCCAGAGCUCUCACAAGACGGGUAUUAAAAUAUUUUGAGUAAUGGA